CGGCCAAGCAGGCAGGAGGCGGGGCGCCGCGUUUGUCCCGGCCUUUUCGGGGAGGAGGAGCCGCCGACCGACCGCCCCGGCCCGCUCUCCCCUUCCACCUCAGUACUUCGGAAGCCUCUCCCUCGGGGCCUGAAUGAGCCGCCGAGGGGCGGCGGGGCGCAGAGGCGGGCGGCCAUGACUCAAGCGGAGAAGGGGGAGGCGGCGGCGGCAGAGAAUGGCAAGGACAAAGAGCGCGACAAGGAGAAGGAGCAGCGGGGCACCAAGCGGCCCAUCGAGCUGGGACAAGCGACCCCCGUCGCGGAGACGACGCCUGGGAGGGCUCCCGUCGCCCCUCGGGGUGGCGCAGCGUUGGGCCGCCGCGCGGUUGCCCUAAGGGCUCGGUCGGCUGAAUCGGGGAGGCAGAGGGUGAGGCUUUGCCCCGGUUUCCCUGCUCAGCAAAUACAGAGCAACUUCAUUGUUGUGAUACACCCUGGCUCAAUGACAUUAAGGCUUGGAAGAGCUACAGACACACUUCCGGUGAGCAUUCCUCAUAUUAUUGCAAGAAGACACAAACAGCAAGGACAACCUACCUACAAAGACAGCUGGCUUCUAAGAGAAGGCCUGAAUAAACCUGAAAGUACUGAACAAAGACAAAAUGGUCUUAAAAUGGUUGACCAAGCGAUAUGGUCCAAAAAGAUGUCAAAUGGUGCAAGACGUAUUCCCGUCUCUCCUGAUCAGGCCCGGUCUUAUAAUAGACAGAUGAGACCUGCUAUCUUAGAUCACAGCUCCGGGACAAAAUGGACAAACACUGCCCACCAUCCAGAAUAUGUCAUAGGAGAAGAGGCACUGUAUGUCAACCCUUUGGACUGUUACAAUAUUCAUUGGCCUAUUCGACGAGGACAGUUGAACCUUCACCCAGGGCCUGGUGGCUCUCUGACUGCAGUCCUAGCUGAUCUUGAAGUUAUAUGGUCAUACGCAAUACAGAAGUAUUUAGAAAUACCUCUGAAGGACUUGAAGUAUUACAGGUGCAUUUUACUAAUUCCAGACAUCUAUAAUAAGCAACACGUGAAAGAAAUAGUAAAUAUGAUCCUGAUGAAGAUGGGCUUCUCAGGAAUAGUGGUACAUCAGGAGUCUGUUUGUGCUACGUUUGGAAGUGGCCUAAGUAGUGCUUGUGUUGUUGAUGUGGGAGACCAGAAGACAAGUGUCUGCUGUGUUGAAGAUGGUGUCUCGCAUCGUAACACCAGGUUACGCCUUGCCUAUGGAGGUUCUGAUGUAGCAAGGUGUUUCUAUUGGCUUAUGCAGCGCGCUGGAUUUCCUUACAGAGACUGCCAGCUGGCUAAAAAGACAGAUUGUCUUCUCCUCCAGCACUUAAAAGAAACAUUUUGCCAUUUAGAUCAGGAUUUAUCUGGAUUAAAAGAUCAUGAGUUCCAAGUUCGUCAUCCAGAUUCUCCAGCCUUGUUAUAUCAGUUACGCUUAGGGGAUGAAAAGUUGCAGGCUCCAAUGGCACUAUUUUAUCCAGCAACAUUUGGGAUUGUGGGGCAGAAAAUGACAUUGUUGCAGCAGCGAUCGCAGGGUGAUCCUGAGGACCCACAUGAUGAACAUUAUCUUUUAGCCACACAAAGUAAGCAGGAGCAGUCGGCAAAGGCAACAGCUGAUCGAAAGUCCAUGUCCAAGCCUGGUGGAUUUGAGGGAGAUUUGCGUGGUCAGUCUGCAAGUGUUGCCGAAAAUCUGUAUCCCCCAGAAGUGGAGUUAGGUCCUUUUCAUGGCGACUGUAUUAUUGGGGGAAACGAGUCUGAAGAACCACUCACAAGUCAUAUGUCCAGAAAAAUGGCUAUCUCCCAGUUUGAAGGGAAAGCUUUAGGCCUCGACAAAGCGAUUCUGCACAGUAUUGAUUGCUGUGCAUCAGAUGAUACAAAAAAGAAAAUGUACAGUUCAAUCCUGGUAGUAGGUGGUGGUCUGAUGUUUCACAAAGCCCAAGAAUUUCUUCAACACAGGAUUCUCAACAAAAUGCCUCCUUCUUUCAGAAGAGUUGUUGAAAACGUAGAAGUUAUUACAAGACCAAAGGACAUGGAUCCUCGUUUGAUUGCUUGGAAAGGGGGUGCUGUUUUAGCCUGUCUGGAUACAACACAAGAACUAUGGAUAUAUCAAAGAGAAUGGCAACGUUUUGGUGUCCGUAUGUUGCGUGAAAGAGCUGCUUUUGUAUGGUGACCCAGUGAGAUCUGAAAUGUUAUGGAAUCCUGAAUAUAACUUUUUCCCAUUCAACAAGCCAAAACUGAUAUCAGUUUUUAAAUAAAAAUAAACAAAAAGUACUGUGGUUCUAUAGAAGUAUUUUAAAAAAUGGGACAUAAUAGAACCAGAAAUUUUCUUAACUUUC
Messenger RNA from Pogona vitticeps (central bearded dragon), 2353 nucleotides. NCBI's taxonomy places the organism in Eukaryota, Metazoa, Chordata, Lepidosauria, Squamata, Agamidae. The record is from RefSeq and is a predicted model, not a curated record.